GACGGAAUAAAUUUCUCUGAGAAGUAGGCUGAGUUAUCAAUUCUCAAUAGAGACGACCGCAAAAUGCCCGUGAGAGUGGUGGAGGGUUCUUCCGCACUUUCCCAGCCUUCAGGUGGAACUUCAGGAAAUACUUUGCCUUCAGUCUGUACACUUCUAAGUGUUGGACAGGCAUUUUCUGGGACUCAGAAUGUCUCAAGUCAGCAAAAAGAUGAAGCUUGGAGAGUAAAUGUGCGAAUUCAAGGUUGUGACCUUGAUCAUGGAUAUCUCUGUGGUACAAUGGAAGCUCUUAAUGUUCCUAUGGCAGAUACACCAGUAGUUACUUUCUGGGAAGGAGAAAUUGUUGAUACCAAGAACUAUACUUUCUUCACUGGCAAAUGGGGUGCCACAUCAGAAGAUGACAUAAAGCACUGGACCAAGUUUCCGUCAUUUUCACCCCUUCUGAGCCAAGUGGACGUCGAUGGCGGUAAAUCACUGGACCUGAGUAACUACCCAUACAUAUUCAUGAGAUGGAAAGAACAAUACUUCGUGAAUGUUGGAACAGACUGUGGGUUGACAAUAGCUGGUUUUUACUAUGUUUGCUUCUCCUGUAGUGAUGGUUCCAUCAAUGGCUUCUAUUACGAUCCUAAUAGCAGUCCUUUUCAGAAGUUGGAACUGAAAUCCACAAAUGAGGGAAGAUUGGGUUUCAGUUUUUCCUCAUAUGAGUUGCAGUGAAUCGUCAUCAAGAUCGGUGUAUGGAUGGUCAGUAAAUAUUAGCUUUUACUGGCUUUGAUAUGUUAUUUCUGAGUUGUCCAUCAGAUUUGCUCAUUGUCAAGUGGACGCGAAAUUUCCAGUAUACACAUUUGAGACUUGGCAAUGGAUAGAGCUACAGGGAACAGAGGUCCUGAUUUAGUUCACUUUUCCAGUAGAUGAAGAUUUAUUAAGGAGUUGAAUCCUAGUGACAAAGUAGUCAUUUUAUUUGAGAUUUGUUUUAGUGGUAUAUUCUUAUUAU
Molecule: messenger RNA, 988 nt
Organism: Solanum dulcamara
Lineage: Eukaryota; Viridiplantae; Streptophyta; Magnoliopsida; Solanales; Solanaceae
Exons: 8
Coding region: 64-711 (215 amino acids)
Biological process (GO): protein targeting to vacuole; proteasome-mediated ubiquitin-dependent protein catabolic process; protein catabolic process in the vacuole
Cellular component (GO): extrinsic component of membrane; GID complex
Source: RefSeq, a predicted model, not a curated record